CGGGCGUGGAGGACACAGCUGUUCGGUCGCCGAGAUCCGGUGAGUAGAACCUGCGUUCGGUUCUGAGGGCGAACCCCUUGUCCCCCUAACGUCCCCUGCGCUGCCCCGGGCCCUGCAGCCGGUGGUGCCGAGGGAGAGGAAGGCUAGGGCGGUGCUCCCACGAGGCGGCAGCCUCCGACCUCGGCCGCUCCCGCGUCCCGGGAAACGCCGCAGGUCUCCUCGAGUCGCCCGGCCGUCUCGGUCGCCUCCGCGGGCUUUGAAAGACGGACCGAGUGUCGCGGCCGUAUAGCCAUGGCUCGUGGUCCAAAGAAGCAUCUGAAGCGAGUAGCAGCUCCAAAGCAUUGGAUGCUGGACAAGUUGACCAGUGUGUUUGCUCCUCGUCCAUCCACUGGUCCCCACAAGCUGAGAGAAUGUCUUCCUCUCAUCAUUUUCCUGAGGAAUAAGCUGAAGUAUGCCCUAACAGGGGAUGAAGUAAAGAAAAUUUGCAUGCAGCGGUUCAUUAAGAUUGAUGGCAAAGUCCGAGCCGAUGUAACCUACCCUGCUGGUUUCAUGGAUGUCAUCAGCAUCGACAAGACCGGAGAGAAUUUCCGUCUGAUCUAUGAUACCAAGGGUCGUUUUGCUGUUCAUCGCAUUACACCUGAGGAGGCUAAAUACAAGUUGUGCAAAGUGAGAAAGAUCCUUGUGGGCACAAAAGGCAUUUCUCAUCUGGUGACCCACGAUGCUCGCACCAUCCGCUACCCUGAUCCUCUCAUCAAGGUGAAUGACACAAUUCAGAUUGAUUUGGAGACCGGCAAGAUCACUGAUUUCAUCAAGUUUGACAUUGGUAACCUGUGCAUGGUGACUGGAGGUGCCAACCUGGGAAGAAUUGGUGUGAUCACCAACAGAGAAAGACAUCCUGGCUCUUUCGAUGUCGUUCAUGUGAAGGAUGCCAAUGGCAACAGCUUCGCUACUCGUCUGGCCAACAUUUUCAUUAUCGGCAAAGGCAACAAACCAUGGAUUUCUCUUCCCCGGGGAAAGGGAAUCCGCCUCACCAUUGCUGAAGAGCGAGACAAGAGACUGGCUGCCAAGCAGAGCAGUGGGUGAAAGGGUCUCUAGAUGACGUGUUAGAAAAGCCUUUGUAUUUGAUUGAAAUAAUACAGUGUGG
This is a messenger RNA of Ochotona curzoniae (black-lipped pika), 1144 nucleotides long. Its product is annotated as 40S ribosomal protein S4, X isoform-like. The transcript has 2 exons. NCBI's taxonomy places the organism in Eukaryota, Metazoa, Chordata, Mammalia, Lagomorpha, Ochotonidae. The record is from RefSeq and is a predicted model, not a curated record. Gene Ontology annotation, cellular component: ribosome; cytosolic small ribosomal subunit. The coding region runs from base 292 to 1083 and encodes 263 amino acids. Gene Ontology annotation, molecular function: RNA binding; structural constituent of ribosome. Gene Ontology annotation, biological process: translation.